Molecule: messenger RNA, 3465 nt
Organism: Leucoraja erinaceus (little skate)
Lineage: Eukaryota; Metazoa; Chordata; Chondrichthyes; Rajiformes; Rajidae
Product: insulin gene enhancer protein ISL-1-like
Exons: 5
Coding region: 906-1901 (331 amino acids)
Biological process (GO): axonogenesis; neuron fate specification; positive regulation of transcription by RNA polymerase II
Cellular component (GO): nucleus
Molecular function (GO): cis-regulatory region sequence-specific DNA binding; DNA-binding transcription factor activity, RNA polymerase II-specific
Source: RefSeq, a predicted model, not a curated record
CACACUAGUACUUUACUACAUACUGGGACCAAUUUGCAUCAGCCAAUUAAUCUACAAACAUGCAUAUCUCUGAGGAUAUGGCAUGGACAUCACACGCCGCAGCACUCGUGAGUAAGGCAAGGCAGCGCCUUUAUCACCUCAGGCAAUUGAGGAAAUUCAGAGUGUCUCCGAGGAUCCUCGAGUGCUUCUACUCAGCGGAUGUGGAAAGCAUCUUAUCCGGAAAUAUUACCAUCUGGUUUGGGAAUUGCUCUGCCCAGGACAAGAAGUCUCUGCAGAGAGUAGUGCGUUCGGCCGAACGCACUAUGGAAACUUCACUCGCCCCCUUGCAGGAACUAUACAACAGGAGGUGCAACUCCAGAGCAAAUAAAAUCAUGGGAGACCCCUUCCACCCAUGCAACGGACUGUUCCAGCUGCUACGGUCAGGCAAACGCCUCCGUUGCCAUGCAGUGAGAACGGAGAGGUUGAGAAGGAGUUUCUUCCCAGAGGCCAUUUGGUCUGUAAACUCCCAUCUCACCAGGGACUAACUUUACUACGUUUUUCCUUCCAAUAUUUAAUAUGUAAAAGAAUAUGUGUGUGUUUAUGAUUGUGUUUAUAGUUUGUUUGGUUGUUUGUUUGUUUGUCUUUUUGCAAAGUCCGCGAGCAUUGCCACUUUCAUGUCACUGCACAUCUCGUAUGUGUAUGUGAUGAAUAAACUUGACUUGACUUGACGAUCUUUGGAAUGUGAGAGGAAACCAGAGCACCCGGAGAAAACCCACAUGGUCACAGGGAGAACGAGCAUACGGACAGCUCCCGUAGGCAGGAUCAAACCCAGGUCUUGCUGUACGGCAGCAGCUCUACUGCUGCGCCACUGUGCCACCCUUACUUAAUGUCUCAUUUAGUUGGUUAAUAUCCAGUGUAAAUUCAUUAUGGUUUUUAUCUGGGUUGCAGAGGAAGUCCCACUGUCUACCUGUAGGGGCUGUAGUAAACACAUUACCGACCCAUACAUUCUGAGAGUCUACCCUGACUUGGAGUGGCAUGCAGCCUGUCUCAAGUGUGUGGAGUGUAACCAGAAUCUGGACGAGAGCUGUACUUGCUUCAUCAAGGAAGGAAAGAUAUACUGCAAGACUGACUAUUUCAGCAAAUUUUCCGUGAGAUGUGCUCAGUGUCAGGCGGGAUUGUCAUCCUUAGACCUGGUCCUAAGGGCUGGAGACCUCACCUAUCACCAACGAUGUUUCUGCUGUGUGGCCUGCAGUCGGCAGCUCAUGCCUGGAGAUGAGUUCACGCUGCGAUUUGACGGACCAUACUGUAUUCAGGACGGUGGGCUUCCAGAUUCCAGCUUAAACCACAAGGGUGUUAUCAGUCCUCUAGCCAACACCAACAACUUAUAUCUGUCAGAAAAACUCAAAGCCCACCGAUCAGCAGCACAUGCUGCAAAACACUCGGAUACGAUAACCCGUGUACGGACGGUGCUGAGCGAGCAGCAGUUGCUCACGCUGCGGACAUGUUAUGCGGCAAACCCGCGGCCAGAUGCACUCAUGAAGCAGCAACUGAUAGAGAUGACGGGCCUCAACUCGAGGGUCAUCAGGGUCUGGUUUCAGAAUAAACGGUGCAAGGACAAAAAGAAGAGUGUUUUGCAGAAACACAUAGACCAGCGCGACAGGGACAAAGCAGAUAUCCGAGGGUUGAUUGGAACCUUGAUGGUAGCCAUGAGUCCACUAACACAGAAAGCUGAUUUAUACUGCAGUCCUAUUGAGGUUCACAAAUGUUACACACCAUGGGAAGAUCUAAAGGACUUUACACAGCAGGUAGCCUUUUCUGGUGGAAGAUGCCACUCAAACUGCAGUAGUAGUGAGGUGUCAGCUCCAAGUUCCCAACUUCCAGAUACACUGAGCAGCGGAGGAUCCCAAGCAGCAGAUCUCUGACUUUGUAACCUUCCAUUAACCAAGACUUUAUUGGAAAACCAACAAGAAUGACUUUCAUAAAGACACAAUAAACUGCAGUUGAUGGAAUCUCAAGCAAAAAUAGUGCUGCAGGAACAUUAGUUGAGGCAGCAUCAGUGGAGUGAAACGAACAGACGUUUCGGAUCGGGACCCAGUCCUGUUUCUAUUUGUCAUGUUCAGAAAGAUGAAGCAAGUUUAGUACUUCUACAGUCGUACAAGAUGUAGUGAAGCUGCAUUUGGGGUAUUGCGUUCAGUUUUGUUCACCCUGUUGUUAGAAAAGUGCCAUGAUGGAAGGACUAUUCAGAAGCUUGAUAACAGAGGGAAAGAAGUACGUAAGGGUUUAAUUGUUGACUGGCAAAUGAACAUUGACAUUCUUACUUGCUGCAGCUUUACAGGCCCAUUACAACACAACAAAUAAAGGCUAUAAAGUACAAGCUGAAGUACCUAGUGUAACCAACAAAAAGUCCAUAGAGGGCAUAGCUUUAAGAUGAAAGGGGCAAAGUUCAAAGGAGAUGUGCGGGGGCAAGGUUUUUUACACCAAAAGUGGUGGGUGCCUGGAACACAUUGCCAGAGGUGGUGAUGGAGGCAAGUAUGACAGUGUUGUUUAAGGUGCUAUUAGAUCGGCACAUGGAUAUCGAGGGAUCUGGAUCAUGUGUAGGCAGAUGAGAUUAGUUUAUCUUGGCAUCAUGUUCAGCACAGUCAUUGUGGACCACUGGGCCUAUUCCUGUGCUGUACUGUUCUAUGUUCUAAAUUCAAAAUGCGAGAAGAGCAAGAAUAGAAGUCAUCAAAAAGGAGUUGCAGAACUAUUAUGUUAAUCCAGUUCAGUAAAUGCAAUCACUGCAUUGAUGACCUUAAAGAAUUCUUCUACCACUUCAGCUUUGAAUCAGAGUGCAUGAUUUAGAAAACCUGUCCUUGAAUUUCACUGGCAAUAUGAUAUCAAUUGAAACUGGCAACUAUGGGCUACUCCCAGAUUAUGAUAUUCUCAUUAUUUGAUUUAAUUUCAUUUUCGUAUUUUUUUUAAUCCUUUAGAGUUGAAAAGUUAUCAAAUAUUGUGUAAAAGAAACCACCCACAUUUCAGCAGGUUUGUGUAAGAUUCCAUGUUUUAAUUUUGUGCACUCAUCCACCAGAAGACAUUAAUAAGAACAGGAAUCGUAGUCCAAGAGGGACCCACCCUACACAUUCAUAAAAUUCAUCUUGAUUAUUACAGACUGUAGCCAGAUAGUUGAGGUUUCAAGUGAGGCAGGAAACGUAACGAAAACUGUCAGACAUUUCAACAAAUAAAGAACCAAACCGAGAUCAAUAAAUCCCUAUUUCAAUGGUACUGGUUUACUAUUGUCAUGUAUAUUGAGAUACAGUAAAAUGCUUUAUUUGCAUGCAAUCCAGUCAAAUCAAAUCAUGACUACCAUAAAGCCAUACACAAGUACAGCAGGUAGUGCAAAGGAAAAAAAAACAGAAUGCAGAAUAUAGUGUCAUAGCAUUUUUGUCUUACAGUUACAGAGGGAAUGUCUAAGGUCCACAAUGAGAUAGGUUGAACGAUCACCCUGGC